Anopheles maculipalpis is the source of this 1150-nucleotide messenger RNA. Its product is annotated as GPN-loop GTPase 1. Gene Ontology annotation, molecular function: GTPase activity. Bases 1 to 1140 code for a protein of 379 amino acids. Lineage: Eukaryota; Metazoa; Arthropoda; Insecta; Diptera; Culicidae. The transcript has 4 exons. The record is from RefSeq and is a predicted model, not a curated record.
AUGGAUUCAACAGAGCCAACUGAGGGACAGGCUUCCGCAAGUACUUCGGGAAAAACGGAUCAUAAAAAGGGACCUGUCUGCAUCAUCGUUCUCGGCAUGGCCGGUUCAGGCAAAACCACCUUCGUGCGGAAAUUAGCCCAAUACCGGCACGCGAACGGGUCCUUACCGUACUUGAUUAAUUUGGAUCCUGCAUGCCGCGAAACGCCGUAUCCAGUAAAUAUUGAUAUCCGUGAUACGGUGAAAUAUAAAGAAGUGAUGAAACGAUACAAUCUGGGACCGAACGGUGGAAUCGUGACUGCAUUAAACUUGUUUUCCACCAAAUUUGGGAAGGUAAUUGAACUGAUAGAGAAAGCGAAGCAAAAGCAUGAAUACUGCGUCAUAGAUACGCCGGGACAGAUCGAAGUGUUUACCUGGUCGGCAUCAGGCACUAUCAUUACCGAAGCACUGGCCACCGCAUUCCCGACCGUUAUAGUGUACGUAAUGGACAUCGUGCGUUCCACUAGCCCAACCACCUUCAUGUCCAACAUGUUGUACGCCUGCUCCAUUCUUUACAAAGCGCGUUUGCCGUUUGUUAUUGUGAUGAACAAAAUAGACAUCCAGGAGCACAAUUUUGCCGUGCAGUGGAUGCAAGACUUUGAAACGUUCCAGGAAGCCCUUGCAAACGAAACAGCUUACGUGAGCAAUCUGACCCGUACGAUGUCAUUGACACUGGACGAGUUUUAUCGUAACUUAAAAUCGUGCGGUGUAUCGUCGAUCUCGGGAAUUGGAUUUGAACAGUUUUUCAUGUUGCUCAACGAAGCAGUAAACGAGUAUGAAAGUGACUAUAAACAGGAGUACGAUAAAUUGCGCGAGGAUAAAGCGAACAAGAAACGUACGGAAGAACAAUCGGCAAAAUCAGUCAACGAUAUGGGUGAAGAAGUGCCUCUUGGUAGUGAGAGUAGCAUCGCUACGGAUCGUAACGAUGCCAUCUAUUUGAAACACCCAGCAAAUGAAAGCUCUGACGACGAUGAAGGGCACGAAGGCGAUGGUUCAAUUGUGGCCGUAGGAGACGAUGAAGCUGAAGAGAUUAAUUUUAAUAAUUUCACCCAACAACACCGUCGACAACAAGCCGAAAAGCAACAAAAACAAUCUACCAAAUAAAGCAACAAUG